GGUUGGGGGACUCGCUCAACAGUCCCCGAAACAAAAGCUCUGAGGACACGGCAGAGCGUUGCUGUUUCCGUCACUGGCCCGGGCUCAGGUGGCCGACUGCAGUGGAACCAACCUCUGCCCACUGCGAUCAAACAGCACCACCACGACCACCACCAGCACCAUGCACUUGUGCUGAGUUUCCACACACAGUGUGUUUGUAGCUCGUAGGAGGCAGAAGAAAAGCCCUCCGCGGAUCCACCGGCUGGCCCCUCGCAGCUCAGCCAACCCAAAGGAUUUUUUUCUCCUUCAUUCUUCUUUUUUGUUGGCCCUCCUUCCACUCUUUCUUUCUGUCUUCCGUCUCUGAGUGAACCCAUUUCGACUUUCUCCACUUUCCUCGGGGAAGAAACGCUUCGCCGUCUCCUCCUCAGUGUGCACAGAGACCUGCCCGCCAGAAGCAGCCAUGAAUUCGGAUAUAAACGUGUACCUCGGCCGGGAGAAACCGGGCAUCAUGCGAAAGAGAGCCCUGCUCCUUCGGAAGGGGUGCAGCUUCGAGAUAACAAGCUCUGCGUCUGAAGACUUGGGCUGCAGGCGCGGAGACUUCAGCCGGAAGCACUAUGGAUCGGUAGAGCUGCUGAUCUCCAGUGAUGCAGACGGAGCCAUCCAGAGAGCCGGCCGCUUCAGGGUGGAGAACGGCUCCUCAGAUGAGACCUCAGACUACACCCCAGGAACCUGGAGGAGAACCGACGUCCAUCUGGAGAACCCGGAGUACCACACCAGAUGGUUCUUUAAAUACUUCCUGGGGAAAGUUCAUCAGAAUUACGUGGGCACCGAUGCGGAAAAGAACCCCUUCUAUCUCUCGGUGGUGCUGUCGGACCAGAACAACCAGCGUGUGCCGCAGUACCGUGCCAUACUCUGGAGGAAGGCUGGGACCUUGAAGAUAAGCCUCCCCUACUGUCCUACCAAAACCUUAUCAGUGAAGUCUAUCCUAAGUGCAAUGAACCUGGACAGGUUUGAGAGAGGCCCCCGGGAGAUCCUCAACCCAGAGAUCCAGAAGGAUCUACUGGUGCUGGAGGAACAAGAGGGUUCUGUCAACUUCAAAUUCGGCGUGCUGUACGCCAAAGACGGACAGCUCACAGAUGACGAAAUGUUUAGCAACGAGACGGGCAGCGAGAGCUUCGAGAAGUUCCUCAGCCUUCUGGGAGACAGCGUCACGUUGCAGGGGUGGGCCGGCUACCGCGGGGGGCUCGACACCAAGAAUGACACUACAGGAAUGCAAUCCAUCUACACCGUGUAUCAGGGCCAUGAACUCAUGUUCCACGUCUCCACCAUGUUACCUUACUCCAAGGAGAACAAACAGCAGGUCGAGAGGAAGAGACACAUCGGAAACGACAUCGUCACCAUCGUGUUCCAGGAAGGAGAGGACGCCUCACCCUCCUUCAAACCGUCCAUGAUCCGAUCACACUUCACCCAUAUAUUUGCAUUAGUUAGAUAUAACAAAGAGAAUGACAGUUACAGACUGAAGAUCUUCUCAGAAGAGAGCGUUCCUCUGUUCGGACCGCCACUCCCCUCCCCCCCAGUGUUUACGGACCACCAAGAAUUCAGGGACUUUUUGCUAGUAAAACUAAUCAACGGAGAGAAAGCCACGCUGGAGACGCCCACCUUCGCCCAGAAACGCCAGCGGACCCUGGACAUGCUGAUUCGCUCUUUGUGCCAGGACCUGAUGCCUGACCUGCCCAAGGCUCCUUUCUCUCCGCAGAACAUGCUGAACCGACGCUCCUUCAGCGACGUGCUCCCUGAGUCGCCUAAGUCGGCGCGCAAGAAGGAGGAGGCUCGGCAAGCAGAGUUCGUCAGGAUAGGACAGGCGCUGAAGCUGAAGACCAUUGUGCGAGGAGACGCCCCCACCAGCCUUGUUACCACGGGCCUAUGUCGGAAAGAGCCAUGGGAAUCACAGCCAUUCUGCAGCACGUUCCCGUACGAGAUUGUGUGCGCCGACUCCUGGGGUCAGUCUCUGCUUGUUGCCACGGACACAGCAGGGGUCAUGGUGUUGGAUGGCUGCGACCCAACACAGUCUAAUAUCGAGCAGCUGGCGGCGCCGCCCGUGCAGGUGUUCGACAAGACCCUGGUGGUGAAGCAGAUGCACAUCCUGGAGCCUCAGGACCUCCUGGUCACCAGGGCUGACAAAGGUAAAGACGCUCGCCUGUACGUGUUCAGACUCAGCUCACUGAAGAGAGGACUGGAGGAGAAGCAGGCCGUACGAAGCAAGUGUGACAGCAGGGAGAACAAACUGGAGAAAACUAAAGGCUGCCACCUGUACUCCAUCAACACACACCACGGCUCAGAGCUGAGGAUAGUGGCGGCCAUCAGGAACAAGCUCCUCCUCAUCACCAGGAAACAGCCCCGCCCAGAGGGCUUCAGCGCCAUGGCAUCGGCUGCAGACUCGCCAGUCGAGGAGUUUCAGUACAUACGGGAGAUCUGCCUGUGCGACCCCCCCGUGGUGAUGGCCCUGGUGGACGGGCCCACAGGGGAGAACGACAACAUGAUCUGCGUGGCGUACAAACACCAGUUUGACCUGAUCAACGAGAGCACCGGAGACGCCUACCGCCUGCACCACGUGGACGCCAGCAGGGUCAACUUUGUCGGCGCCAUCGACGUCUACGAGGACGGCGAGGCCGGCCUGCUGCUGUGCUUCAACUAUAGCUGCUACUACAAGAAGGUGUGUCCGUUCAACGGCUCCACCCCCAUGAUCCAGUCCAACACCUCCGACUUCCACUUCAGCUGGAACCAGAUGCCUCAUGCUAUCGUGUGUGCGUUCCCAUACAUCCUGGCGUUCACGACGGACUCCAUCGAAAUCCGGCUGGUUGUCAACGGCAACCUGGUGUACACGGCAGUGGUCCCAGAGCUGACGCUGACGGCGUCUAGGUCGGACAUCUACUUCGUCUCGUCCGCGCCGGUCAACUCGGCCUCCACCUGCAGCUCCAGAGACACAAGCUCCCAGAGUUCCCCUCAGACUCCCACUGGAUACGAGAUGCCCGUGUUUCCCUCACCCCUCAGUGAUGAUUCUAUACGGAUCCCCUAUGGUACCAAGCUUUCCCUGUACAUGUCUAAGGAUGCGGAAGCUCUUCCUCCCCCCAAACUCCUCCUCUGUCCUUGCUCCCUUGCUCUCUCGCUCCCUCGCUCCCCAGGUGAGUUGGCGUGCAAGCACAUCUUCAAGAUCCCGCUCAGCAACCUGGUGGGCCGCAGCAUCGAGAGACCGCUGAAGUCCCCGCUGGUCAACAAGGUGCUGACCGCGCCCACGGCGGCCAUCCUGGGCCCCUCGCCCACCCUGAUCUCCGCCUCCCACUCGCUGUCUCUGUCCCGCAUGGAGAUCAAGGAGAUCGCCAGUCGCACACGGAAGGAACUACUCGGUUUGACCGAGGAGCCCAGCGGGAAGCCAGACAGCGGAGCGGUGAAACAGAGGAGGAUGAGCCGGAAGAACAUCCAGGAGGAGGAGCCCAAGCCCCACGCGCUGACCUCAGUCAACAGCGACAGCAUGGCCCCAGAGUCCCCAGACGACGCGGACCCCGACGGCCAGCAGCAGCACUGCAUCCCCAGCCCCGAGCCGGAGGCCGAGCGGGCCGUGCUGCCAGAGGAGUGCCCCCUGCUGGCCGCCGCCUUCACCCUGUCCACCUCCUUCGGAGACGUCCUGGACCUCAAAUGAAGACAAUCUCCCGCCCGGGCCCAGUCAUCGUUACGCUCCCCCGCCCCUGACACUGUGCAUUGUACCGCGGUCGUGUUUUCCUUUUCUUUCUUUUUUUUUGUUUUCCAAGUUGUGUGUUCUUUCAUUUUGAUUUUUUACAUUUUACGUUUGCAUUGUUACAUUUGUUUAGUUGUGUAUGGUGUCUACGGGUCUCCCCCCCCCCCCCCCCCCCCCCCCCCUCCUUUUCAUCAGGUGUACUGGGGACCAGUUAUUGUCUUGUGAACCCCCCACCCUCCCCAAGGUGAGAGCGAGGCGGCGACAGCGCGAUGUUUACUAAUCAAGAGUUUUGACCUUCGACCCCCUCGACCACCCUAUAGAGAUACUAUUUAUGGUGACAACCAAAAAAACCUGAAUGUAAAUGUACGCAACAAGGCACGACUUCGCCCCUCCUGUGUUCACAGUGCGCUGCGGAGGUAGCUCUGGCUUCUCCUGUGUAGUGUAUGAAGUGAUUGACCCAUCCCCCUCCCCUGAUCCGGUUUCAGAUGUUUUAUGAUAUAUGAACAUGUAUGUGUACAUCUGUUUAUACAUUAAGAUGCAUAUACAUGGACGGUAUGGCUGUCAUGCCUGUGAUGCAUAUAUCAAUAUAUUACAAAAAUAUAUAUACAUUUUAUUACCAUGUUUAGUGAAGGUAUGAUGUUUUACACUCUUCUCACACACACGUCCCUGUUGUUUGCGUUCCCCACAGUAUAGGUAGGUAGGAAGGUAGGUCGAUAGGGCUGGAGCCGCGCGUCCCACAAGUGCCAUUUCCCAGCAUCCUACACUGAAGACACCUCUGAACAACCACCAUACGCCGGGGCCUAACAGUAGCAGCCAUGAUUGUAGUAAACACUAAAUAUUAGGUAUAAAGACCCAGAACUACAUUCUCUUGGCAUCGAUUUGGAGGCACUCCCUUAAAGCCACAUGCAUUGAGACAACCUUCUCAUGAAAACAAUGAGAAUACCUUAAAAAAAAAUGCAUGACUUGCCUUUGCUAGACGUAUUGUGUAUUUUCUACCUUUACACUUUUCACAUACAGUUUGCAAUGCAUAUGACUACCAAUGUAAGACUAAACAAACGUGUGUGUGUGUGUGUGUGUGUGUGUGUGUGUGUGUGUGUGUGUGUGUGUGUGUGUGUGUGUGUGUGUGUGUGUGUGUGUGUGUGUGUGUGUGUGCGUGUGUGUGUGUGUGUGUUAGUGUGUGCGCGUGUGUGUGUUAGGUUGUGUAAGGUAUGUGGAUCUCUACAGCUCAGGAGGCGCAUUGUGAUGUGGUCAUUAACGAUACCAUAAUAACAAUAAAUACAAUUAAUGCUUAAACAAAUACUUCACAAUGCUUUGAAAGAGCAUGAAACUGCAGAGGUCAGUUAGCUAUGUCAUUAUGUCAGAGAUUUGAACAAAAGACAGAUAGAAAGAAUAUAAAAUAUAUCAAUAAUAUCAAAAACUUUAUUCAGCACCUUUUUUUAACAAAGUUCCUAAUACACCAAUUCUUACAGAAGGUAGGAAAAGGUAUGAUGAGAAGAAAAUAUGAAAUUCAAACCGAAUAAAACGUUUAAGAAAAAAUUGAACUUAUUCAAGUUCUUCGAGGAAUUGUGUUGAAGUGGUUUUUAUAGUGAUAAUCCAUCACAAAGGUUUUUUCACACUUUUGGUUGCUUUGAAACAAUUCCUUGGUGACCAUUGAGUGAAAUGGGCUACAACAUCAUCUGGAAAAAUCGAACCGGCCCCAUAAGCUCUUGAAUCCACACGAAACACACACACACAGAGACAAACACACACAAACACAGAGUCCUCACAGCACGGGAAACAAGUAUUAUUUAGGCUCAAGGUGUUAACCAACACUGAGCGGUAGGACCGGUAGGUCAUGGUACACACACACGGUCGAGGUGUUGGAGCGCACAGAAGAGCAGUGCUUUGGGGCCCUCUCUGUGGAUCUAGAUCAUCCUGCCCUGCUUGUCUCUGUGCCUCCUCUGUCCCACAGUGCUAGCCUACAGCUUCUUCCUUUGGACUCUCGUCCCACUUCACCCCUAGCACUAAAUACAUUAUACAUAUAUAUAUAUAUAUAUAUAUAUAUAUAUAUAUAUAUAUAUAUAUAUAUAUAUAUAUGAAUAAAGGGAUAAAGAUCUGGUAGGUGUAUUUUUUAAAAUUAAAACAACCUGUUAGCUAUUUAUUGUUCCUAUUAAGUGUGAUUUGGGAGUGUUUGUUGGCGGCAGUUUGUACCACCGCUUCUCUUGUUAUUGUUCUUAUUAUGAUUAUUAUGAUUAUCGUAUUAUAAUACCCAUCAGUCCCUACAGUCGUUUCAUUCUCGGUUUAUUUGGGACUCCUUUUUUCUACCUCCCCUGUCGUUUUGCAGUGUUUUCUUUUGUAUCCGAAUUAAUAUUUACUGUUUAGACUGUUGCUGAACUUUUCUGUGAUAUCAAAAUGAGUAAAAAAAAAAUCUAAAAACUAAACAAAACACCAAGUGUCUUAAAAUAUUGUAUUGCCAUUGUUUUUAAUGCCAAGUACUACUUGUAAAUGUUUGUGUAUCAAAUGUGGCCUCAAAUAAAACUAAACUAUAUUAUUAUUAUUAUGAUUAUUAUAAUUUGGGCAUUUAUUUUAAGUGCUGUAGACCACUGCUGUGAAAGUAGUUACUUCUGUCCCUUGAUAUGUAAUAAAUAUUUAUGAAAUUUGA
Gadus morhua (Atlantic cod) is the source of this 6353-nucleotide messenger RNA. RefSeq names its product GTPase activating Rap/RanGAP domain like 3 (gene garnl3). NCBI's taxonomy places the organism in Eukaryota, Metazoa, Chordata, Actinopteri, Gadiformes, Gadidae. The record is from RefSeq and is a predicted model, not a curated record. Gene Ontology annotation, molecular function: GTPase activator activity. Gene Ontology annotation, biological process: regulation of small GTPase mediated signal transduction. The coding region runs from base 440 to 3676 and encodes 1078 amino acids. The transcript has 31 exons.